AGCUGGGUGAAACCCCAAGCACAUGGGUGUGGAGAUGGACUAAGUCUUCCUUUGAGCACAGCUGUUUCCUUAAGUGGUGGAACAGGCCCUGGACUUUCCUAAGGCAGCCCCACUGUGAGCCCAGGUUCUGCUGGGGAGAUUUGCUGGGGCCCCACCCAGUGAGAUGGCAGCCACACUGGAUCUGAAAUCGAAGGAGGAGAAGGAUGCUGAGCUGGACAAGAGGAUCGAGGCUCUUCGUCGGAAGAAUGAGGCUCUCAUCCGGCGCUACCAGGAGAUUGAGGAGGACCGCAAAAAGGCUGAGCUCGAGGGAGUAGCAGUGACAGCUCCCCGGAAGGGCCGCAUGGUGGAGAAAGAGAAUGUGGCUGUCGAGGUGGAUAAGAACCUCGGUCCCUCCCGGAGGUCUCCUGGGGCCCCUCGGCCCCCGGGGCCCAGCAAAGGAAGCCGACCCCCCCCUCAGCUGGGAGGCAGGGCAGGCACUGGCCGGGCAUCCCGAAGUUGGGAGGACAGUCCUGGGGAGCAUUCUCGAGGCUCUGGGGGCCGUGGCCGGAGGGGCCGGGGCAGAGGGUCCCCUCAUCUCUCUGGAGCUGGAGACGCCUCCCCUGCUGACCGGAAGUCCAAGGAGUGGGAGGAGCGGCGCAGGCAGAACAUUGAGAAGAUGAAUGAGGAGAUGGAGAAGAUCGCUGAGUAUGAACGCCACCAGCGGGAAGGCGUGCUGGAGCCCAACCCUGUGCGCAACUUCCUGGACGACCCCCGGCGACGUGGCGGGCCCCUGGAGGAGCCUGAGCGGGACCGCCGGGAGGGCAGCCGCCGGCAUGGGCGCAACUGGGGGGGCCCCGACUUUGAGCGGGUACGCUCCGGUCUUGAGCAGGAGCGACAGGGCCGCCGGGCCGGCCUGGGCAGUGCCGGGGACAUGACGCUCUCCAUGACGGGCCGGGAGCGGUCGGAGUACCUGCGCUGGAAGCAGGAGAGAGAGAAGAUCGACCAGGAGCGGCUGCAGAGACACCGCAAGCCCACGGGGCAGUGGCGGCGGGAGUGGGAUGCCGAGAAGACCGAUGGGAUGUUCAAGGAUGGCCCAGCCACCGCCCUGGAGCCCUCGCACCGCUACGAUGACCAGGCCUGGGCUCGACCUCCCAAACCCCCUACUUUUGGGGAGUUCCUGUCCCAGCACAAAGCUGAAGUCAGCCGCAGGAGGAAGAAGAGCAGCCGACCGCAGGCCAAGGCAGCCUCCCGUACCUACAGUGACCAUGAUGACCGCUGGGAAACGAAGGAGCUAGUGUCCUCAGCCCCAGAGGCCCCACAGCCCAGCACCAAGGAGAUGCCAACGCAGCCUCCCGAGACCCCAGCCCCUGCCCACCGGCCUCCAGAGGAUGAAGGAGAGGAGGAGGAGGGGGAGGAGGACGAAGGGGAGGAGGAAGGGGAGGAGGAGGAUGCGGACGAGGAUGAGGAAUGGGAGGAUGUGAGUGAGGAUGAGGAGGAGAUCGAGGAGGAGGAAGAGGCUGAUGAGGAAGAAGAACCAGCCCGAGACCACCAACCCCAAGAAGCUGAACCCACCGGGAGUCCUGCCAUUGAGCAAGCGGACAGAGUGCCCCCCAGACCCGAGGAGCCCCUGGUGAUUCCCCAGGCCCCUGCCACACCUUCCAGCCCCUUUUCGCCCCCUGGGGGCCACAAGCCGGUGUCCGACUGGGGUGAAGAGAUGGAGCUGAAUUCUCCCCGGACCGCCCACCCGGCGGAUGCCCUCUCUCCGGGAGGUGACCAGCCAGCCCCUGCCUCCCUGGAAAGUGGGUCCAGUCUCCCAGGAUCCCAGAAGGCUGAAGAAGAGGGGUCUGAGGUCGCUCCAGAGGGGAGCCCUGAGGGCCAGGAGACAGCAGAGAUCACAGACUUCCAGAGGGUGCGUUUCUGCAAGGUGGUGGUGGUCACUCAGCCACCUGGGGCUGCCCGCUGAUGGAGUCGCCGACUGUGGCCUCUGCAUUCUGCACUAACCUCUCUUGUUCUGUCUUCUGCUCAUGCCACACUCCAGCCAGGAGAGGGUUAAAUGUAAGGGGGGGAGGAGCCUGGGACGGCGAACCCCCCUGGGGCCAGGUAAAUAGUCCAGUCUCAAAAUAAGAGCCCCUGAGAGCUGGGGUAGCUGUGACGCCCCUAUCCCCCGAGUUACCUGUCUAGAAGACCAUGGGAACCUGAGUGCCAGACCCGGGUUGCGUCUCCCGCCUCCAGAAGUUUACAUCUGGAGCAUGGCAGAUAGCCCAAAUGACUAAUUAUUGGGCCACGGUCUGUGUCUAUUAAAUUCAGUGCUUCCGCUAACCUUUGAACUGUGUUUCUGGUGGGUGCGGGCUGAAUUGCUGUGCUUGGAGGGCUUUGCCUUGGUGCAAGAGGUGGGUGAAAGGGUUCUUACCUUCUCCACCCCCCUGAUCUGUCUUCCCUCCCCCACC
This is a messenger RNA of Condylura cristata (star-nosed mole), 2426 nucleotides long. RefSeq names its product coiled-coil domain containing 9 (gene CCDC9). The transcript has 14 exons. Lineage: Eukaryota; Metazoa; Chordata; Mammalia; Eulipotyphla; Talpidae. The record is from RefSeq and is a predicted model, not a curated record. The coding region runs from base 164 to 1942 and encodes 592 amino acids.